Molecule: messenger RNA, 1769 nt
Organism: Drosophila arizonae
Lineage: Eukaryota; Metazoa; Arthropoda; Insecta; Diptera; Drosophilidae
Source: RefSeq, a predicted model, not a curated record
GUCGCGUUUGCAUCGAUCUAUAUAUAUGUAUAUAUAAUUAAAUAUAAAUGCAUAUAUUUUAAAUAUUGUGCAGCUCUCGAUAUAUACGAUAAACAGUGUAUCAAAAGUUUUUAUCAACUAAAACUAAAAUAAAUACCUAUAUAUAUAGAAAAUACAGUAUAUCAUAAUGAAUCGCAGUUUUCCUUCAACUUUGUACGGCGCCUUUUUUCUGCUGCUCGUCGCGCCAGCGUGUCUUGGAGAUCUGAUGUGCUAUGUUUGCGAUAAUUGUGAGAAUGUGGACAAGAAUACGCCUCUAUUGGCCUGCAAUGAGGAAUUCUUCAAUCAUCAAGGCAGCACCGAAGCCUCCACCGUAACGACAACCGAAAUGGAGACGUCUAAAGAUACGCAAAGUACCGCAACAGAAUCUGAAUCGACACCGGCCUCCACCAGCGAUCUGGAGACCAGCACCACUGCUGUAGAAACCACUACCGAACCAGGCACUACCGAGACGACCGCUAGCACAGAUAUGCCCAUCCCGACGCCUGCUACAGUGGGCCCGCCAGAGACUACCACCGGUGUGCCUACACCCCCAGAAGAGACUGGAAUGCAUAGGCUAGAGAUAUCGACUCAAUUUUCGGACGCUACUGACUUGGAAAACUCCACAGAUCUGUACAUCCGCCAGCGUAGAGCUCUGAUUGAUACAGACAUUAGCUAUCACUGCUACAAGGUGGAGAAGACAGUCAACAAUGUGAAGCAAGUGGAUCGCGGUUGCUCACGUGUCAAGCCAGAGCAAUCGGUUUGCCAGGAGCUUCAGCUGCAAAACGUCGGCGUUCAGUUGUCGCAUUGUGAUCCGUGCACCAUGAAUGCCUGCAAUGCUGCAACAUCCACGGUGCAUGCCUCCAUCCUGGCGACAGUGGCUGUGGCACUAACUGCAGUUGUGCUACAGCUUAAAUCGGAACCAACUACAGUUGAAACCAGCGAAGCUUCCACAACGCCCGACACAUCAGAAUCUACGGGAUCCUCAGCAUCCAGUUCAUCGGAACCAACUACAGUUGAAACCAGCGAAGCUUCCACAACGAUCGACACAUCAGAAUCUACCGGAUCCUCAGCAUCCAGUUCAUCGGAACCAACUACAGUUGAAACCAGCGAAGCUUCCACAACGAUCGACACAUCAGAAUCUACCGGAUCCUCAGCAUCCAGUUCAUCGGAGGCAGCUACGGAUUCCUCAACAAGCCCUGAAUCCACAACGAUAAAUGAAGAGUCCACAACGAUUGCUCCAAAUGGAAAGCAAGCAGCCUUUGCAGCCGGGGCUCGAUCCGGCCGUGCGCGUCGCUCAUUGGCGGCCCGGGCAGCCGAUCAGCUGAUUCGCAACUAUCGGUCCCUUGAGCCAUACGCAAGAGCCGUUGAAUAUCGUACGGCGGCCUGCUACAGCAUCGAGAAAGAUGGCGGUAAGUGGAGCCAAAGUUGUAGUAACUGCGAGCGGGGGUUAACGACUACCAAGUGCUCUAUAGCUUGCGUAUUCGAUUUCCUUUCUAAUCGAGUUUCUUUUCUCCUCUAUUCAGUGCUUAAUCGCGGCUGCGUUCGCAUACCAGUUGGCCAGAGUGGCUGCCAAGCGGUGCGCGAGAAAGUUGGCUUGCCGGAGGACGCAGUGGGAGAUCUGUGCGACGUGUGCCAGAUGGAUCGCUGCAAUGGCAGUGGCAGUCUACGGAUGUCCUUGGCAGCACUGCUGCUGCUUGUGGGCAUUGGGCUGAAGAGCCUCUUCUAGGGCUUACGUUAAUUUUAUAAUAUAC